GGAAACAGGGAAACAUAUACAAACCUAAUAAUAAAGAAAUGGAUAACGACAGCAUCAACGAAAAGACACUUCAGGAUGUCCACACCAAGGAGAUUGACCUGGUCAACCGUGACCCUAAGCAUUUAAAUGACGAUGUGGUGAAGGUGGACUUUGAGGAUGUGAUCGCCGAGCCUGCCGGCACCUACAGCUUUGACGGCGUGUGGAAAGCGAGCUUCACCACCUUCACAGUAACCAAAUACUGGUGCUACCGGCUGCUGACGGCCCUGGUGGGCAUCCCACUCGCCCUGGUGUGGGGCAUCUUCUUCGCCAUCCUCUCCUUCAUCCACAUCUGGGCGGUGGUGCCUUGCGUGAAGAGCUACCUAAUCGAGAUCCACUGUGUCAGUCGAGUCUACUCCAUCUGUGUGCACACCUUCUGCGACCCGCUCUUCGAGGCCAUGGGAAAGUGCUUCAGCAGCGUCCGGGUCACCUCCACCAAGGUGGUGUGAGGACAGGGAGAAGGAAAAGAGCCAGAGGGAUGGGGUGGGGUGGGGGAAUGGAAACCAAUGUCUGAUGCAGGAAGAUGUAACCUCAAAUGCAACCUCUCUAAAAAAAACAGGGCAAAGAAAAAGUGAAUAGAGAUGGAGGGAUGCACUGUAUUUAGGUGGCCCUUAGAUAAGACUCUCCUCUCCGUCUCUCUUCUGUCCAUGAGCUUUGUCUUCUCUCAGCUUUGGAGUCCUUGGGGUAUAGGGGAUGUCUGUCAAAGAUGCUCAUUUUUGUGUCAUUUGUUAGCAUUUAUCACCGUUGGAAUACCGUUUUAGCCUGACUUUUAAAGAAGUUAAUGCAAAAAUGUACAUUCUGUUAUUUACUUGCUCUCGUGUCAUUCCAUGAUCAUCGCUCUGAAACCACCGUAAAAGUGAUCCAUGUGACUUGUGCACAAGUCUACUGUAGUCAUGUGAUAUGAAACAUAAAGGAUGAGUCAUAUUUACCACUUUUAUGGUACUCUAAUGGUGCUUUUUUGAUGUUUUUGUUUUUGGAGUUUGACAGUAGUCGGUAUAAUUAAAGGGAUAGUUCACGCAUCAUUUACUCACCCUCAUAUCACUCCAAUUCUGAGUUUCUUUCUUUCUGGUUAUCAAACAGUUGAUGGUCCACAUUGACUUCCACAGUAAUUCCAAUUUACACAGGUUUAGAACGACAUGAGGGUAAGGAAAUGAUGACAAAAUGCUCAUUUUUGGGUAAACUAUUCCUUUAAAUAGGAUAUAUAUGUAUACAAAUAUAAAUAUAAAACAUAUAUUUGAAAACAAAAAUGUAAAAGUAUAAAAUAAAAUAAAUUCUGGCAAAACUUUGUGCGCAAAAAGCAUGGAUGUGUUGCGAUGUAUAAACCCACGAAGCUUUCUGUUGAACAAUGCAGCAAAUCUGCGUGACCAACUUGCGAAAACAGUAUCGGGGAGAAAUCUUUAUAUAUUCCUAUUGAAAUAACUGGAUUUCAGCUGCAAAAUUUUGCGGAACACCAGAAAAUGUGACCACACAUUAAACAUGAAAUAUCUCUCAAACUGUCUACUUCGUAUUCAACAGAAAAGUCAUUUGGAAAGAUAUGAGGUUGAGUAAACAAUGUAUGAAUUUUCAUUUUGGCGUGAGCUAUUUGUCUGCUGGGACAAGGCUGUGAAUUGUUUCGUUCGUUUUUGUCCCCUUUCGUUCAUUGACACGUCCAACUGUUCCAAAAUAGUUCCAUUGUGGUUUGUAAACAAUAUAUACUGUAGUAGAUUCUUAUAGUUUUGCUUAGUUCGUCCUUUCAUUUGGGAACUAUCACCUUUGGUGUCAUCAUCACUGGGGUUUAUGGAAUCCAAAAGUUUUAUGUUUGUUUAUGGGAUCAGGCUCGGGGGAAACGGAACAAAUUUUAGAGUUUAAAAAAGUAGGUGUGGCCCUGCUGAUGUCAUGACUGCCCGUCUCACUGCAUGUUGCCACUAAAUAUAUAGUGGACGGCCCAAACACAGGGCAAAAGAUGUGCCCUCACUGAACCCUUUGCCAACUCAGCAUAUACUAACAAAGAGACUGUUCCUGGCUCUGACAUGUAACGCUUCGAAGCGGCCAUCAUGGCAACAGCUUUUUCAGUGGCAGAGAAUGUCUUUACAACUUCCAGAGAGACGUCACAUGAAGCUAGUUCUUCCAGCAGGUCGUGAAGACUGAACUUUCUAAGCAAGUUAUCACAGCCUUAACAUAUAUGUAAACUUUAUUUGCAGUCUUUGAAGAUGAAGAACUUUUUUUUUUUUUGCAUUUUUUUUAAAUGUUGUUUCUGCAGGACGAAGUGAAAUCAUUUGGUUUGGAGUUUUGUCCCAUAAACAAAACUGUCUGAUUUUCUGUUUAUUCACUGUCACACACACACACACACACACACACACAAUGGCAGGAAACUAACAUUUCCAGCAUCAGAGGCCGCUGCUUGUGUGGGGUUUAUAGUAUUUUGUACUGAUAUUAAGCUCACUUCUCUCACCUUUUGUCUACCUGCUUUGAUUCGGACACCUCUUUGUCUACCUUCUGUCUUAGUAUCUAUUGUGACGCGUUUGCUUCAGAGAGUCUGCCUCUGUAGAUGAGAUCGUAUUUUUAUUCAUAUUUUUAUAUGAAAACUCAAUUUCUCUUUCCUUGCUUUUACUGUAAAUUCACAUAAUGCUGUGCACAUUAAAGAAAAUUUCAUAUAAAUCAA
This is a messenger RNA of Carassius auratus (goldfish), 2677 nucleotides long. RefSeq names its product caveolin-1. Lineage: Eukaryota; Metazoa; Chordata; Actinopteri; Cypriniformes; Cyprinidae. The record is from RefSeq and is a predicted model, not a curated record. Gene Ontology annotation, cellular component: sarcolemma; cytoplasmic vesicle; Golgi apparatus. The transcript has 2 exons. The coding region runs from base 39 to 485 and encodes 148 amino acids. Gene Ontology annotation, biological process: negative regulation of endothelial cell proliferation; regulation of cytosolic calcium ion concentration; caveola assembly. Gene Ontology annotation, molecular function: molecular adaptor activity; protein kinase binding; transmembrane transporter binding.